ACUGGGGAAUCAGACCUGAGGAUCAUCCUCGUCGGUAAGAGUGGAGGUGGGAAAAGUGCAACAGGAAACACCAUCCUUGGGGAGGAGAAGUUUAAGUCUGUACAGGAGGCAACGCCUGUUACUCAGACAUGUAGCAAAGGCAGCAGGACCUGGAAUGGAAGGAAGGUUGUGGUUAUCGACACACCUGCUAUUUUUGAUACCAAGGUCUCUGAUGACAAAACCACCCGUGAGAUCUGUCGCUGUGUUGCGCUCUCCUCCCCAGGCCCCCACGCUCUGGUGUUGGUGACCCAGCUGCACCAUUUCACUGAGGAGGAGCUGGGAGCGCGGCGACUCACUGGAGAUCAGCACCUGAGGAUCUCCUCGUCGGUAGAGUGGAGGUGGAAAAGUGGCAAACAGGAAAACAUCCUUGGGGAGAGAAUUAAGUCUGUACAGGAGGCAACGCUGUUACUCAACAGUAGCAAAGGCAGCCAGGACCUGGAUGGAAGGAAGACAUUCCUGCAGCUGAUCCAACAGUGUCAGGGCCGAUACUGCGCUUUCAACAAUAAAGCUACAAGGGAUGAACAGGCUGCCCAGGCUGACGAGCUGAUAACUAGGAUUGCUCACAUGGUGGAGAGGAAUAAAGACCAACCGUUCUACACCAAUGAGGUGUAUGAAAAGGCUAAGAAGCUUCCAAAUAUAAAAGAUAUGUUUUUGUGUUGUGUGAAAGAUGAAGGACCACAUCAGUAUGAAAGAGAGGAGGCUGAAUUGAUGAUAAUACAGAAAUCCUAUGAGGAAAAACAAAAAUCCAAGGCCAAUCAAAAUUAAUUCAGUGUCUGUGGUAUUUUUCCUAGUGCCAAAAUGUCUGAAGUUCAGAAAUGAUGAUAACUGAGUUACAUCUAUUGUCUGAUUCUCCUAUGGUUUUACCAGGCUUUGUAGAGGCUCAGUAAUUAGAGAUGGAGGGAAAAGAACUUUUAACUCUUCUUAAGUAAAAUUUUCAAAGCGCGUCAGGGUGUGUCUGCAUGGCAUUUUGGAGUGUGCGGGAGCACGUCUCUCAGCCCAGGUUGAUAAAAGCCCAGCCAAACCCUCAGGCUCCAGAACCCGAGGUUCAGCUCAAGCUGAAGUUUCCCAGAGCUGUCUCUAAAGCUGUUUUUGAGCACUAGUGCGAGACCUGCUAGCCCAGGCUGGGAUGCUUGCUUCAAAAUGCUGUGCAGACAUACUCCAUGUGACUUCAGAGCCUGUGUCCCAUUUUCUCCAGGUCUUGGGGGAUUGAGACUUUGAAGGAUUGUUCCCAACAGUAUCUACUCCAAUGUUCUGAUCCAUUCAGUCUUAAACAAAUCACUGAUGGAAACUAGCUGUUUCUUGAGGAAAGCCCCAUUAUCUGUUAGGAAAACGUCCUGCUAUCAUAAUUGUUCUUUUCUUCAAUUUCACCCAGUUAUACCUACAUAUAAAUCCUUGGCCCAUUCUAAAUAAUUCAGUUCUUCUAAAUGGCCAACCCAUUUUACUGCUUGUCUCGAGAACCCCUAUAAUUCACCUUUUCUGGUAGUGAAAUGCCAAGAUCUGAAAGCACCAUUCCAGGAGUGAUCGCUCCAAGAGUUCUAAGCAGCCCUGUCACCUCCCUGCUCUGGGACAUGAUGGGUCUGCAACCCAAAGGCAGAUUGGCUUUGUCUGCAAACACCUCACAUGGCAAACUCCUUUCUAAUGUGUGUGUUUCCCUCACAUCCCAUAAUCUCUUAAAGUCAUUAAAGGAAUUUCACUGUUCCAUAGCCCUACGAAUUCCUAAGUCCUGCAUCUCAAUAGCUCAUAUGUCCUCACUCUAUAUUAGUGCAGAAUGUUUAUACCGAGAUCAGUAAGUCAAACCAUUAAUUAGCAUUUGUUCUUUACUAACAUUAUGUACUGAGAAAUCUAUAUCAAAGACACCUUAUUGUGAAAACAUGUCUUAGGAGUCUGCUGCAGGAUAAACCUCUCAAAAGUAAACAAACAUAGUUUAGAGAGAUGUUGGAAUUGUUUUAUAUUUAUGUUUUGAUUUAUGAUGAAAAUGAAAUUGAGCAGGUAUUCUAAGAUUCUGAUGUAUGAAAUAUUAGACAGUGUAAUGAAAAAUAUAUGAAAUAACCAAAUUAAUGGUAAUUUUUACAUCCUGGUAGAGAGACUUUUUUUAAGUUAUUGAUAUAGUGGUUGCCAAGACUUGUAAAAGUCUGCAGAAGAUAUGUGCCCUUUAACGUGAGACACUAUAAUGAGCAUUCUCUUUGUUCUUCUGAAGUAUUAGAAAAGUAAUUGUUUCCUGGCAACAAAUAUUAGAAUUGUACAUGCAAGACCAGGUCUGGAUUCUGCUUUCUCUAGCUCUAAAUUGGUUUGUCUUUAAAAACUAUGCUUACAGAUUGCACUUGUAUUUCAGUGAGGUACAAUAAAAUAUUUUUGUCUCUAUUUUA
Chelonoidis abingdonii (Abingdon island giant tortoise) is the source of this 2405-nucleotide messenger RNA. Its product is annotated as GTPase IMAP family member 4-like. Lineage: Eukaryota; Metazoa; Chordata; Testudines; Testudinidae. Gene Ontology annotation, molecular function: GTP binding. The record is from RefSeq and is a predicted model, not a curated record.